AAAAGGUUAUUAUUUAUAUUUUAUUUUCUUUAUUCAUUUAAUUUCUAACAAGGACCUUAUUUUCAUAAUGUUUCACGGUGUGUCUCAACGAAACCGCCCCUCACAACAUGGCAACGACAUCGACGCACACACGGACUCUCGGUGUUUUCAUCCAUGUACGUAGUAGUUGUUUUCUCCCAGUUAAUGCAUAUGUACCAUUUUAGAUAAAUCUAGAAGCCUAUGUGGAGUUUAAUCGACUAACCAGUCUGCAUCGUUGUUUAUUUGACUGGUCACCAUUGGGAUUUUUCUUAAUAAUGCCAGCUCUGUUGAUAGAGCGCCACUGCUCAUGAGCUCUGCAUGCGUCAUCCCAGCGCAGGAUCCUCACAUGUUACUCUCUCUCUCACAUUAAUGACAGCCGCUCCUCGCUCCAGCCAGUCUCAUUGACGUCAAUGAGCUUACGACCUGAACGCCCGACGUGGCCAGUGGGCGGAGGUAAGCUCCAUCCACACCCCUCCAGACUCGUUAUUGGUUGAAAUAGCAAGUUUCGCCAGACUCCAGAGGCGGGCGCCUGCGCGUUGCGCCAUUCCUAUUAGUCUACGUUUACGUCAUUGAUUUAUAAAUGACACUCAACCCAAAGGAGCCAAAUCAAAGCUCCACAAACAGAGCUGCACCAGUGUGUCGGCGCCUGCUGCGGUUUCUGCUCUAUUUAAUAAACAGUGGAGGACCAGGGAGAGAUGGACUAAAUCUUCAGAAUAAAGCCUGUGUAAAUCGUGCGUCUGCCACCUCUACCACCUCUCUCUGGAUGGAUACCAGAUCUGCCUCCGCUUCUCCCUCUGUAGUGGCCAGUCCUUCCUCCUUGUGGCGUCUGGCCGAGAGGAGGAACAGGAAGUCUGGCUCAGGAAACAUUUUCAGCACCGUGAACCUGUGGCAGCUCCAGAGGUUGUUUAGGGCAGCUGGAGAUGAGGAUGCUGAGCAGAGGGCCCAACUCGUCUGGGGACGCAGAGACGAGGCUGAACUCGCUCAGGCCUUGAUAGCGCUUCGGAGUCGAGGUCACCGCAGAGCGCUGAGGACCAAUGGGAGAGAUGCGAUGGGCUCGCACUGGCUGCGAGCCUUCAGUCACCUCAGGAUUGGAGAGACCUCUCCGAGAAGACAGGGAAAAGACACUGGCGAGGACAGGGAUUUUAGAGCCGAGACAAAGAGAAGUCCGGAGUCCUACAGACACUCCUCAUUUGAAGCGACUUCAGGAGAGAUUGGUGCAGAAUCAGUGCUAACUGAGAUACAAAACCCUAAUGGAAACUUUGACAGAGCGACUACAACCAGCUCAAGAGUGAGGAGGACAGGAGAAAGCAAUCCAGAGAGAUACUUGCACCGAAUACUUCACUGAGAAACAAAGAACAGGAAAAAGUCCAGGACAGGACAAGGAUGUGUAUGUUUGGCCUUUCUUUUGCUGCUCUCUCUCACUGAACUACCAGCUGUUGGAAAUGCAGUUGCACUAGAUUAAACCACAAACUGAUUCAAAACAUCUCACAGCUUUAAAUAGUGGUUGUUGCCCAGAAACUAGCUUAUCUUUGUUCUUAAAUUCAUAUUACUAGUAACACUAAGAUAAAAUUUGUUUGAUUUUCAUUGUCUACCAUUGUCUGCUUAUCACAACACAAUGUAAUAGAAGGCCUAAUUAUACCACAUUACCAUAAUAUUUCCUUUUCUACUUUGGUACAAGAAUAUUUGUAGUUUUCAGAAAGCACAACUAUAAACACUACAAAGAGAUCCCUUUUUUUUUUAAUAUAAUUUAUUGGUAUUGUCUCUUAUGUUAAUGCAAUGUUUUCAUAAAUCUUUUUUCUUUUUAUUUUGAAACAAAUAAUUUCCAAAUCAAGCAAAACACUCCUACAUUUUAACCUCACACUUGCUUUCAGUUAGCUAUUCUGGGUUCUUUUUCUGAGUAUUUGAACCUCAUAGUUCACAUUGUUCCUAACUGAAAGGGAAUUUAAAACUGAACUUUUGAAAUGUUUAAACAAAUUUAAAACUUGGAUUCAAAAGAUAGCAUGUUUUACAAAGCUACAUUAUCGUCUGGCUGCCUUACUUGUUAUAGUGCUCUCUGUUAAAUUAAAGGGACUUGUAUCAAUAUAUUUUUGUCAAGGAGUACAAUAGCUACGACUAACACAUAGUUUCAUAUGAAAUACCAAAUGGCACUUCAUUUGAGCUGGUCAGAUUUGCGGCUAAUUUCUAAAGGCAAGGAGGUCAAAGUAAAAAAACAAACAAAAAAACAACAAAAAACAAUAGAAAUAUUUUUUUAAGAGCAGUCCUUCACUUGAUAUCAAUAGUUCUGAAAAUUGUGAAGCUUUACAUCAACUCCAGGCUCAGGUAAUAAAAGGAAAAGGAAAUCACUUGACAGACUUUAUUUUUGGGAGGUAACCACUGAGGUAAAAACUUAAUUUGCCCCAAAAAUAUACACAUAUUUUUUUAGCUUGAUAAAUCAUACAGUACAUUAGUUUGUACCUUUGAUAUCUAUUUAUAACUCAGAAUGGUCUUUUUUUUUUUCAACAAUAAGCAAAUUGUCAAAUAAACCUUUAGAGGUUCUAUGCUAAAUAUCACAGUAAAGGUUAUAAUGUGGGGGGAUUUAUUCUAUUCUAAAAACUAACCUCUGAUAGUGAAAUUUCUGUUAUGCUGAAUAGAGUGUGUUAUAAUCAACAGCUGGCCUAAUGAGAACAUGUGCUGUAGUUGAUAAAGUAGAGACAUCUUGACCUAAAAAAUGUGCAUUAUAAUAAAAGGUUUUUCUUAUGAAUAACGACAUUUAUUCAUUUAUUUAUUGUAUUUUA
Gambusia affinis (western mosquitofish) is the source of this 2792-nucleotide messenger RNA. RefSeq names its product arginine vasopressin-induced protein 1-like. The record is from RefSeq and is a predicted model, not a curated record. The coding region runs from base 599 to 1363 and encodes 254 amino acids. NCBI's taxonomy places the organism in Eukaryota, Metazoa, Chordata, Actinopteri, Cyprinodontiformes, Poeciliidae. The transcript has 3 exons.